Molecule: messenger RNA, 1283 nt
Organism: Nematocida parisii ERTm1
Lineage: Eukaryota; Fungi; Microsporidia
Exons: 1
Coding region: 1-1275 (424 amino acids)
Biological process (GO): amino acid transmembrane transport
Molecular function (GO): amino acid transmembrane transporter activity
Source: RefSeq, a predicted model, not a curated record
AUGGAAAGAACACCAAGAGAAAAAGGACUCUCUGUUCAACAAGCCAUAUUCCCCAUGGUUGGAUCAAUUCUUGGGUCGGGUAUCUUAACACUGCCCAGAGCAGUAGAGUUUUCUGGGUAUAUGAUAUCUGGGCCCAUUCUUGCAUUUAUCUCAUCAGUCUGUGCAUUUACUCUUUUCCAGCUGGUUCAUUGCGCUAAAAAUUUAGAAAGCAGUGACCCAUCGUAUUUUAAAGUGUGCCAAAAUGCAUUUUCUGUGCUUGGGUAUGUGGCAGAGGGCAGUAUAGGUGCGCAGGGCUUUGGAGCAAUGUUUGUAUACUUCCUGAUUCUUAAAGAGUGGAUAUCUACAAUGAUUGGCAUUGAGAGCAAAAUAAAUACAUUAGCAUACAAUGUGCUAUUUAGCAUAGGACUUAUUCUUUUGCCAACAUUCCUAGGAAUGCAAAAGGACUUGAAAAAGCUUGGAUUUAUCUCCAUUCUAUCAACUAUUUCAGUUCUGUUUCUUUCGAUUAUUGUUAUGAUUUCGGGAGUGCUUGCGCUCAUCCUUCCGUCAAAUGGCCAUAAAAUGGACGUGCUUAAAAAGGCAACAGGCAGCCCAUCUAGUAUUUUUGAUGCACUUUCUUGCUAUAUAUUCGGGCUGGGAUGCCAGCAGAAUAUGGUGAGGGUGUUUUCUCUUCUGGAUAAGCCAACAAAGGCCAAUGGGGCCAAAGUAGGAAGCAUUGCUAUUCUAGUUGCAUCUAUUGCAUACUUCUUAGUAGCAAAUGGAGGAUACUUUGCAGGAGGUAACAACCAGGACAAGUCUAUUCUGGACAUACUUGUGGACACUGAAAGAUACUUCUACAAAGCGAUCAUGAGUAACUUUGGUCCAACUUUGGGCAAGUGGUACUUCCAUCUGGUGAACCUUGCAAAGCUUGCCAUGAGUAUAGUUUUGCUUGGGGCAUACCCACUGCAGAUGCACCCAACAAGGGAUUCUAUAAUAUCCUUUAUUAACAUAGGGUUUAAAGAGAAGGUGGAUAAAAACAAAAGAGUUACUGAACUGGCUAUUUCAUGCCUUAUUUCUGCUGUAAUAUUCCUUCUUUCUCUAAAAAAGUUUAAAUACACCUUUGUAAUGAACUUAAUUGCAAACACUGCUAGUUGCUACAUUAUGUUUUCCCUCCCAAGCAUUUCAUAUAUUCUAUCAAAUAAGAAGAAAUUGCCAUUUACUUUGAUUUCCUAUGGUAUUUUAGUAGGAAGUAUUUUAUUUUCUUUCAUCGGUACGAAAAAUCUAUUAACGGACGGAUAAUGGUAAGG